Acanthoscelides obtectus is the source of this 4164-nucleotide messenger RNA. NCBI's taxonomy places the organism in Eukaryota, Metazoa, Arthropoda, Insecta, Coleoptera, Chrysomelidae. The record is from the annotation of a GenBank genome assembly.
GCACGCCAUAUUGUAACCACUAGUGGUGCAUUGAAAGCGGCGUGCCAGUCCGAUCUCGUUCGUUGUUUCGAAUGUUUUCCUAGUUUUGGCAGUAAAAUGCGGGAUGAUUUGGAAUUUAAUGUUCGCUUUGUCGAAUUAGUUGAAUCAAAACCAUGUUUAUAUGAUUAUAAUCGAUCUGAUUAUUGCAACAGAACUGCACAAGAUGCUGCCUGGAAUGAAAUCUCGAAAACAAUUAAGGAAACAGCGAAGAAUGUAUAGCUUGCCUGCAAAAAACUAAAGCCUAAGCCAUCGAGUGGUCCAGACGGAAUCCCGACAUACAUUGUGAAAGACUGCAUUAGAGCUUUUGUUAAGCCUCUAUGUCAAAUUUUCAACAAAUCGCUUAAAGAUGGUGUCUUUCCGGACUGCUGGAAGGCCUCCAUGCAACAACAUAUCUAAAGAAAGCCUGCCAAACGCGGACGCAUCAGGUGCCAAAGAGCAGUCCCAACAGCAGUCCAAAACGCAAAAGGACAAAGAAGAUAAACAAGAAGAAAUGGCAGUACCAGGAGGAUCUGGUGAAAAAGACGAUUUCAGUGACAUUGUCGAUUAUAUUAUGUUGACCAGCAGUGAACGAGUGAAAUACAGAGAGGGAGUUGGUAGAGUCCAUCCUGUGAUCAAGAAUAAGGUUUAUAGUGGCAAGAACCCUACGCUGGGGCAACUGAAAGGACUCAAACUCAGGAAGAACUCAACUUUACUGGAGCAUUUUCACUAUCAAAUAUCACAAAAUGAACUGUAUCCUGUUGGUAGCUCACUUAUCGACGCCGUCCUCCAUGAGAUGAUCACCGAACCUAUAACACACGUAGCACAAAAAACUGGAGGUACUCAACUGAAGCUCAUCAUAGAUUACGAAAAUGGGAUGCAGGCACUUUUCAAACCUAUGCGGUUCCCCAGGGAGCAACAGACCCUUCCCAAUCACUUCUAUUUCACGGACUACGAACGUCACAACGCCGAGAUCGCCGCUUUCCAUUUGGACAGGCUUCUGGGCUUCAGGAGGGCAAUGCCAGUAACAGGACGGAUCCUCAACAUGACAACUGAGCUGUAUCAGAAGGCAGACGGGGAUCUGCUGUACACGUUUUUCAUUUCUCCAAGUGACAAUAUGUGCUUCCAUGGGAAAUGUUCUUAUUAUUGUGAUACAUCGCAUGCUAUUUGCGGUCACCCUGAUACGUUAGAAGGCAGCUUUGCGGCAUUUUUACCUCCUAGUAAGAUUGCACCGACAAAGGCAUGGAGGCAUCCUUGGCGAAGAUCCUAUCAUAAAAGACGGAAAGCGCAAUGGGAGACAGAUCCGGACUACUGCCAAUUGGUAAGAGAGAUUCCACCAUACGAUAAAGGCAGAAGACUGCUGGAUUUAAUGGACAUGUCCGUCUUCGAUUUUCUCACGGGGAACAUGGACAGGCACCACUAUGAAACUUUCAAAAUAUUUGGCAACAACACGUUUACUCUCCAUCUGGAUCAGGGUAGGGCUUUUGGAAAACCGUUCCAUGAUGAAUUCUCUAUCCUAGCUCCAGUACUACAUUGUUGUCUCUUACGGCAAUCUACGUUGGAGACUCUGAUCAAGUUCCACAAUGGUCCGGUAAAGUUGAGCGAAGCAAUGAGACGCAGUAUGAAAAAAGAUCCCGUGAACCCAAUUCUAUGGGAACCCCAUUUGGUAGCCUUGGAUCGACGAGUCGAAAUCAUCCUCAAGGCUAUCAGAGAUUGUAUCACCAAGGGUGAAAACCCUGCAGCCAUGGAUGAAAGUACCGUCAUCGUUAAAGAUGAUUAGGACAACAAUAUUUGACUGUUUAGGGUGUUUGAAAAGUGUAUAUAUGCUAAAUCUGUUAUGAUUCUCCAGUCGGUUACUCACUUUCUAGUUCUAGGUAGUAAAAAUUGGGCCCUGCUUUACAAAGAAAUUAUAUUCUUGGAGUCAAACAAAAGGUCCCCCAUCUAGGGAUACACUAGCUUUUGCUGAGUUUUCGUCAAACGCCGAAGAGGCAAAAUUAGUUCUUUGUGUAUUGUAUUUAAAACAUUCUGUAGAAUCUGUUGCUAGAGAGGUCGCAAACAUUUCAAGAAGCUGAGUGACAAUUAUAAAUUUGCAGAUACUGUUGAGCAGUUUUGUUUUCCCGUAACAAAUAAAUUUGGAAAUCGUUUUUUUCGCAAUAAUUGUCACAAUUGUUCGAGCAUAUUAAACUUUAGGUGUCACUUAGAAAGUCUCUACAACUAUUCUGUUAACUAAUUUAACCAAUAAUUCCUUGUUUUUUGAAUAUAUGCGAAAAAAUAUUUUUUUAGCUUCAAUGUUUAACAAAAAAAGUUACCCAUCAACAUUUUUUGUAUUUUCAGAUGGGAGCCUUUUUCUUUGCUCUGAAGAAUAUAUCUCCAUUGUAAAAUGCAUCUAUACAAUUCUUUUUGAAAAUCUAGAUAUAUUGGUUCUAUUGGCUCCUCGAUAGACAAGGACUGUUAAAAACGUACCGUAACCACGGCAUACGGGGAUGUAUAUGAUAAUUUAAAUGAUAUUUUUCAGACAUUAAGAACAUUUUUAUUAUUUAUUUUCUUGUUUUUUAUGUUAUAACGAAUUUGUUUAUAUAGGCCUAAAUGAGUGGGAAUAUCUAGAUUUAAUAUUAAGUAUGAUAAGUGAGCUAGCAAAAGCAACUUGUGAUAUGUAAAUAUAGUUUAUAGUAAAGCUUAGCCUUCGUGUUGUAGAGUGAGGCAAUGCAAUCAUGAUUUUAUCAUAUAUUCCUAGAAGACAACUUCUCAACUUUCAUGUUUGCAAAGCAUAACCCAAAAAAUAUGGCACUUCAUGAAAUUUAAUCCAAUGCAAGAUCUAGCUAGUUUAAUUUUCAUCGAAAUUGAGUUACACGCAUUUUUUAAAUGUUGCGUCUUUAGCUUCAUUAGGAUUUUUACAGGGAAGGAUCCCAAAGUCCCAAAGGGUUCUAGGUUUUUUCUUGUAGUUAAUUUGUUCUCCACUUUAGUGUUAGUGCAAGCAGUUGUUCUUCCUUAUCAAAAAAUUUGGUCUAACGUACUCAGCCGGUUCUUGGCACUGGGUUAUGAUUGUGAUUGUAUUUCUGUUUCUAUGUAAAUUGGAUCAUUUUCAAAUUUUGUUUAAUCAACAUUACUAUAUAACAUACAUUAGUACAGAUAUAGUGUGGCCUAUGCCAAUUAUAUGCAUGCUUUUUCUAAAUCAUUUAGAAAAUUAUUUCUUGAUCCAGAAACGUACAGAAAAUUGUUGUAGCGUAGAUGAGUCGACAUCAUUUAUAUUUGUGAAUUCAGGUAUUUGCGAUUCGAUUUCUUUGUAGGUGAAUUAACUGCGCAAACACCUUUUGAGGAACUUUUAGAAAAAUAUAUUUAUACUUAAGUGAAUGCCUGAUUUUAUGAUGAAAACUAAGCAAGCACUCAUAUUCUAACGUAAAAUUAUAUCAUUUCUACUUCUUCUACUACUAAAAAUAUUCCAUCAAAAACGUUACAGGGGAAAAUGUACCAGAAAAAUGUAGAACUCAUUAGGUUUCACUUUACAAUAUUGUUUAUGUUUAUACUAUGAUAAUCUGUGAAAAAUCUAGUCUAGUUUUGCUAAGAGUUCAAAUAUAUUUUAUUGCUUACGUACAUUUGUACAUGUACAAUUAAAUAUUAAAGUCGAAAAGUCGUGUAUAUAUACCAAUUUCGGUUUUGGUAACAUUAUACUUGUAUGUGUUGAGCUGUAUGAACUUUAUUUUAAUCAAAGCAACGUCCAAAGAUGUAAGUAUAUUUGAAUUCAUAUGGUGCGCAUCAGUGUUGAACAUGUUUUAGUAUAGUGGCCUAAAUCCAUUUAAGUCAUGAUAAAGCACAAAGUUCGAGACGUAAAACAACUUACACUUAUUCCUUUGGAACAAUAAUUGUUCACUCUUCAAUUGGUAUUUUGAAAUAUGUAUACAAUAACAUGUAUUGGGAGUUUGUUAAUUAAAUUUGAGUAACAUUCAUGUUAACUUUUUAUUUGUGUAAAUAUAGCGUUUUGUAAAAUAUUGUAUUUAUGUAAAAAAUGUAUCAAACUCAUUGGACCUACUUACUCGACCUUAUCAUGUUAUAUAUACUCUGAUUGAUACAUUUGUAUAUUAUGUGGCUUAGAAUGUAAUACCAAAGUUGACUGUUACUAUUAUGAUCAAUUAAAUAAAAAAAUAAGAUGCA